This is a messenger RNA of Westerdykella ornata, 1596 nucleotides long. Its product is annotated as MNN9 protein. Lineage: Eukaryota; Fungi; Ascomycota; Dothideomycetes; Pleosporales; Sporormiaceae. The transcript has 2 exons. Gene Ontology annotation, molecular function: alpha-1,6-mannosyltransferase activity. Gene Ontology annotation, cellular component: mannan polymerase complex. The coding region runs from base 213 to 1319 and encodes 368 amino acids. Gene Ontology annotation, biological process: cell wall mannoprotein biosynthetic process; protein N-linked glycosylation. The record is from RefSeq and is a predicted model, not a curated record.
CAUCUGGCAAUUUCUCCUAUUCUGACUUUCCAGACCAGCUCUCCUCUCCUCUCUUCCCCCAGAUUCGCGCCCGGCGCUGACCUCGAGGAUUACCGAUCGAGGCGUGCGGAUAGACAUACUGGCACCCCCUCCCCAUCCACUACCUUCUCAUGCACGACACAUAGCCCUCCCGUCUAUUGGCGACCCCCGGUUCGCCCGUACCUCUCCUCACAAUGCCCCCACGCUCGUUACGUCGCCAGAACCCCAUCACCCUUCUCCUCGCCGCGAUCCUGUGUAUCGGCUUCAUCAUAUUCUUCUUCUCAAAUGGCGAGAGUAGCGUCAGUCCCGCCCAGGGGAAGACGGGCGGCACCGCCUCCAAUGUGCUAUCACCACCCUCCCUCCCGUUCCGCAAAUCGAAGUCGAACGAAGCAGCAGGUCCUCCACCGGUUGUACACUACCAUAUGAACAAGUUGACGACGUCACGGACACCCAUCGAGAACCGAGAGACGGUUCUGAUUCUCACCCCGUUGGCACGCUUUUACCAAGAGUACUGGGACAGCCUGCUCAAGCUCAGCUACCCGCACGAGCUCAUCUCCCUUGGAUUCAUCAUCCCCAAGACCAAGGAGGGGAAUCAGGCAUAUGCGCAGCUGCAGGCGCAGGUCAAAAAGACACAGAGCGGACCCAAGAACAAGCGCUUCGCAAGUGUCACGAUCUUGCGACAGGAUACCGAGUCGCCUCUGGUCUCGCAGGACGAACAAGAAAGACACAAGCUGGAGAUUCAGAAAGUGAGAAGGGCGGCCAUGGCCAAGGCGCGCAACUCGCUUCUCUUCACCACCAUCGGCCCCACCACCUCGUGGAUUCUGUGGCUGGAUGCAGACAUCGUCGAGUAUCCCCCCUCGCUGAUUCAGGACCUGGCAGCGUACAAUGUGCCCAUCAUUGCACCGAACGUCUUCCAGCGCUACUACGACACCGAGAAGAAGGCCAUGGACAUCCGGCCGUACGAUCUCAACAACUGGAUCGACAGCGCUACCGCCAAAGAGUUGGCGGCCAAAAUGGGCAAAGACGACAUUCUCGUCGAGGGUUACAAGGAUUUGCCUACCUACCGCACGCUGAUGGUGUACAUGUACGAUCCCACGGCCGAUCCAGGCACCAAGGUGAAGCUGGAUGGUGUUGGAGGAACCUUUUUGGUGAAGGCAGAGGUGCACAGGGAUGGCGCCAUGUUUCCCGCUUUCCCGUUCUACCACCUCAUUGAGACGGAGGGAUUCGCCAAGAUGGCCAGUCGGUUGAACUGGGAGAGUUGGGGUCUCCCAAAUUACCUUGUGUACCACUACAACGAGUGAACAAUCACAUCACCUUCCCUCAUCUCAAUCGUUGUCACGUUGGCGUUGUCACCACUGUCCCGCUGGGUGCGGAUAUGCAUGUUUGAUCAUUGGAGGGCGUUUUGGCCAGGCGUUUACAUUUCCUUUCUCUCGCGGUUCGAUUGAUGCGGAACACUGGCCAGGGAGGCGGCCAGCAGGGUUCUAGAAUAUUGCAUAGGGGCCAUUAUGUCUUGCUCAUAGAGAAAAUGUACGCUGGAGCUGCGGUACGGAAACAAUGGAAGAAAGUUGAUGAAGCCGU